Molecule: messenger RNA, 4255 nt
Organism: Erythranthe guttata (spotted monkey flower)
Lineage: Eukaryota; Viridiplantae; Streptophyta; Magnoliopsida; Lamiales; Phrymaceae
Gene: SCD1
Product: stomatal cytokinesis defective / SCD1 protein (SCD1)
Biological process (GO): regulation of Rab protein signal transduction
Cellular component (GO): cytoplasmic vesicle
Molecular function (GO): protein binding
Source: RefSeq, a predicted model, not a curated record
UUACUAUUGCGCGACGAGAAGUUUACCAGCAUCCAUUUCUAAGAAAAUAUAUAAACAUGGGUGUGGCCGAUCAAACAACCAAAUCCCAAAACCACAUUUGAACAGUUUCAAUAACAUCCCUCCUACGGAAUCCAAACCAGUCAACAUGUUUAUCAAUUCAACCACCAAUCUCUCCGCAGAUCUCAAAUAAUCCCCAAAUUCAAAUCAAAUGGCCCGAAUCUUCGAGUACUUCGUGGUUUGUGGAAUUGGGCCUGAAAUCCGGACCCUCGACGGAAACAGGGGUUUCCAUGGCACCGGAAUCAUGUACUUGUCAUCUCUAUUAGAUCAGUACCCUUCCCUAAAUCACACUCUUUACCCUCCUCCUCCGCCGCAACUUCCUACCUGCGUUCUGCCGGCCGGCGUCCAAUUUUACGCCUCCGGAUUUGAUUCUACCGAUCCUUCUUCAUUCCCCCGGAGCUAUCCCAUUGUGUUGACGGAGGGUGAUGGCUCCAAGAUUUACGUCAGCUGCAUUGCUUUUCGAGAUCCUGUCUGCGAGGACAUAGCGGAGGCCUAUCGUAUACCUGCCAAUUCGUUUGCCGAUAAAUGCAUCUGUUUCGUUUCCCGUGCGCCCAGUUUCGGCAUUCUGCGGGAUGCAUUGGAGGAGAUAUUCCUACUUUGUUUUUCGAAAACUGGAAGCAGCAAGCCACUGUGGGAUGUUAUAGCAUACUUAGUCUCCAAUGUGCCACUGCCUACUCCUGGAAAGGACCGAGUAUUAUUUGCAAUUGAGAAUAGCCUGCUUGCGGUAGAGUUUCCGCCAACGGAUGGGCUUCCUCAUGCUGAUAUAUCUUUCCAGCCUCUUGUCCAGUGUUUGGAUGUUGAUAAUUUCAUCAAAUUAUUUACAGCCGUGUUGAUUGAGAGGAGGAUUUUGCUCCGCUCAGACAAAUAUUCCCUUUUAACUCUUGCAUCGGAGGCCAUAUGCCAUCUAUUAUACCCGUUUCGCUGGCAGCAUGUCUACAUUCCGUUACUAUUUUUCAGUGGAGUUGACUAUAUUGAUGCUCCGACACCAUACAUGAUGGGUCUUCAUUCAGGUGUUGAUACUUUUGGACUGACCAUGGAUGGUGUUGUAGUGGUUGACCUUGUGCAUAAUCUCAUUACCACAUCUGAGGAAAUUCCUCAAAUACCUGAGCCAGAAUAUAGUUCUUUGCGUGGUGAUAUACUGAAGCUGUUAUAUCCAAAUGUUGUUGGGAUAGACCAGAUGAAGGCUGGUUCCUUUUCUGAGCAAUGCCCAAGAUCUGGCAGUAGGCCGUGGGGGGAGGAUCACGAUCUCCAUCUUAGGUUUAUAUUCUUAAAAUUCAUCGCAUCAAUUUUAGGUGGCUAUCGCAAUUUUAUAGAAAACACUGCAAAUCAAAUCUUCAACAGCCAGGCUUUUCUGAAGAAGCGCUCCCGGUCGACAAACCAGCCACUAGAUCCUAUGAUAAGUCAGUUUUUAGAUUCCCAAGGUUUCUUAUAUUAUUUGGAGAGAGGUCUUGGCUCUGAAGAAAAUGGCGACAAUCUUCUUGACAAGAUACAAGAUGCUAUUGGCAAGGGUCAAAAUCCUUUUUCUGUUCUUCCGUCUUUUUUGACAGAGCGUGAUAUUGUAACUAUUUCUGAUCCUGGAAUUGGGAUAUCAGGUGCCAAAUUCUGUUAUGAUAGAUUUCCUGCAAAUAUCAGAACGGAAGAGCAGGACGAGAAGAGGAAACAGAUUCUAGCAGCAGCAAGUGGGGCUCUUGAGUAUUCUGGAAAGCACACUCCUAGUUCCCCUUCAAUGCACGCUGGCAGAGAAUCUAAUACUGAAAACCUGAGUCCAAGGGAGAGGGCUGCUGAAAGGGAGCGUAUGGUUCUAGACAUUAAAGUGAAGCUGCAGGGAUUAUGGCUACGUCUUCUAAAAUUGGGAGCAACUGAUGAUCCUCUUUCUUCGUUUGAGUAUGGAACCAUCCUAGCUUUAAUUGAGUCUGAUGCUGAGGGAAUUGGUGGUAGUGGAUUUGUUGAAUGUAUCAGAGAGCACAUUCAUUCGGGAUGGACCUGUCAGCUGACAGAAGAGCAGUUUAUUGCAGUGAAAGAACUGCUCAAAAUAGCUAUAAGCCGUGCUACAGCUCGGAAUGACAUGGCGACUGUUAGAGAUGCCCUUGAAGUGUCUGCAGAAAUGCACAAGAAGGAUGUGAAUAACGUUCCAGAUUAUGUUCAGCGACACCUUCGUUCUCUUCCAAUCUGGGAUGAGUUACGCUUUUGGGAAGGAUACUUCGAAUAUCUGCUUGACCGCUUUUCGAACAAGUCAACCAAUUAUGCAACAUUGGUGACAACACAGCUAAUCAUUGUAGCAAUGCAUAUGGCUGGUUUGGGACUUUCCGAGACUGAUUCAUGGUACAUGAUUGAAACAAUAGCUGGAAAAAACAACAUUGGAUAUAAGCACAUUAUACAGAUCAGGGGAUUCCUGUCGCACAUCCGACAAAUUUGCGUUGGGUAUUGGGGAAUCUAUUCUGGAAAAUCUCAGUCUGUCUCCUCAUUUGGAUUGACAUCUCCACGUCCACAAGAUACCGCCGAUAGCACUCAGCAAUCUUCGGAGGCAUCUGUUGUUGGGAGGAGUUGGGUUCAGAGCAUGUUUAGCCGAGAUAGAGCCAGCUCUUUUAGCCGUGUUCGUCAGGGGACAACUGACAGUGCUACGAAUGAUAAUGGAUCUCUUCUCAAGCAAGACGUAUCUGCAUCAGGGCCGAAGAAAGUGCAGACAAAUAUCCGCAUGCUAAGAGGUCAUAGUGGAGCAGUGACGGCUUUACAUUGUGUGACCAAAAGAGAAGUGUGGGAUCUGGUUGGUGAUCGUGAAGAUGCAGGGUUCUUUAUCAGUGGAAGCACAGACUGCACAGUAAAGAUAUGGGACCCUAGCCUUCGUGGUUCUGAACUCAGGGCAACUUUGAAGGGGCACACUAGAACAGUCCGAGCCAUAAGCUCUGAUAGAGGAAAGGUAGUAUCCGGUUCAGAUGACCAGUCUGUCCUCGUGUGGGAUAAACAGACGACUCAGCUUCUAGAAGAGCUGAAGGGGCAUGAGGCACAGGUCAGCAUUGUACGGAUGCUCUCAGGUGAACGUGUCCUGACAGCUGCACAUGAUGGAACUGUGAAGAUGUGGGAUGUAAGGACAGAUACCUGUGUUGCAAAUGUAGGCCGCUGUUCAAGUGCAAUUCUCUGCAUGGAAUAUGAUGAUUCCAGUGGGAUCUUGGCUGCCGGAGGUCGAGAUGCGGUUGCAAACAUUUGGGACAUUCGGGCUGGAAGGCAGAUGCACAAGCUUGUAGGGCAUUCAAAAUGGAUCAGGUCCGUUAGAAUGGUUGGAGAUACUGUAAUAACAGGUAGUGAUGAUUGGACUGCCCGAGUGUGGUCUGUAUCCCAAGGAACGUGUGACUCUGUUCUAGCUUGCCAUGAUGGUCCGGUUCUAUCUGUGGAGUAUUCUAUAGCAGAUAAAGGAAUUAUUACAGGAUCAAAUGAUGGGCUACUUCGGUUUUGGGAAACUGAUGAUGGUGUUGUAAGAUGUGUCAAGAAUGUUACCAUUCAUAAUUCUUCCAUAUUGUCUGUAAAUGCUGGCGAACACUGGUUAGGAAUUGGGGCAGCGGAUAAUUCAAUGUCCCUCUUCCAUCGACCUCAAGAGAGACUUGGUGCUCUCUCCGGUACAGGAUCAAAAAUGGCCGGGUGGCAACUCUAUAGGACUCCACAGAAAGCAGUUGCUAUGGUUCGAUGUGUGGCUUUUGACCUUGAAAGAAAGAGAAUAUGCACUGGGGGUCGUAAUGGGAUGCUUAGGUUGUGGGAUGCAACUAUUAACAUCUAACCUCAUUUUUUGUGCUUGGAUGACAGGCAGACAGCUGCAGAAUGGGAGCGAGCUUGACACUUUUGAUUUGAGGAAAAUAUUCUUCUGAACUGUGAUUUCUCUUUGUUCAUUCCGAAAUAUCGUUUUCGAAAAUUUGAAAUAUACUUGUGUGCUAUAUUUACUACUAGCACAUGGUUUGUGAUUUUGUAAGCAAAUAGAAUUUUUGAUUAUUCUUGGCGCUGAGAGGCAAUGUUACUAUGGGUAAGUGCGGCUGCAGCGGUCAUCAUGCUUUAAGUCUAUAUGGGUAGCAAGCAAACUAGCAAUUUUACAAGUCUAGAAUUGUUUAUAAAUUAUGAUCAUGUUUACUUAUAGGUCUUUUAAAAUGUGUUUACUAUGGCAUACAUGUAAUAUAAUUCUCUUCCCUUCGAAUAUAUAUUUUUUGCCACGUUG